CUUCAGACGACUAGUUAAGAGCUAAACUUCACCCGUCUUAGACACCUGUUACAAGACCAAACCAGACCAGAGCGACGGUGGAUCUGCUAAAGGACGCAGAAAAAAGGAUCAUUUAUGUGUUACUGUGUGGAAAGAGCCAAACAAGCAUUAUCCUUCCCAUCUUAGGAUCAUCUAUUGCGACUCCAGCCACCAUUUCUGUGUUUUCUCCAUCGUGAUGAACAUCCCUGAGAAAGAACGAAAACCGAAGAAGCCUCACUACGUCCCCCGUCCGCCCGGCAAACCCUUCAGGUACCAGUGCUUCCAGUGUCCCUUCACCUGCAACCAGAAAUCACACCUCUUCAACCACAUGAAAUACAACCUGUGCCACGUUUCCAUCUCCAUCAGCUCCAGACGGGGCCGCCACGGCUCCGGCACAGCGGAGGAAACCGGCGGAGAACGGCCAUCGGAGGAGGACACAGACGACCGUUUGACCUCAAGCCCUGAACCAUCUGAGCCAUCAGAUCCUCCAGUGGUGUCUUCAUCUCCAGACGUCUGUACGGAAACCACAUCACCUGUGUGUAAACCGGAAGUGCUCCGUCCUCACGAUCCCGGCUCGGUCUGGAGGCCUUCGGGCGCGUUCACACCCGUCGCUCUGAAUCUCCAAAACAAGCCGCAUCCGCGGGAAAGAACGGAGGAUUUUCUGUAUCAUCCUGGGUUUCAUUCUCACAGCAAUCCUGCAGCUUUUCAUCCGCUGUAUCCUCACUAUCAGCCGUACAUCUAUGAGCCCGUCCUGCCUUAUGUCCAUGGGCUGUUUCCUCAGUUGUUCCCGAUGGCACAGGAGUAUUUUAGGUAUUACUACACAAUGCAGACUUACAGCUACAGCCACUCCCACCUGCCGGAGCAAACGCACCCUUCCGUGUCCUCUGUCCCAUACUCUCUGAUGGACGUCGUCCCUGCAUUUUCAGCGCCGUCGCAACACGAAGGCCCGAAUGUGCUGUAUGAUCCGUAUGCACUCGGAAUGAAUCUGAAGGAGGUUCAGAUGAGUCCGCAGAUGGGACGCUCCGCUGCCGGAUCACCCAACAGACCUGACACCAACCACAAAUCCCAGCAGCCACAAGAUGAGGGUGGUGCAGCACCAGCCAGCCAAUCAGAAGAGAGGGGCGGGGCCACACAAGCACAAGAGGACAGGAGUCUCUCAGAGAGGUCAUCAUCUGCAUCCAGAGAGAUGGAGAGAAGGGGAAAUGACAGUAAAAAUGAGAGAUUUGAUGAGGAUACUCUGAUUCCUCUCAACCUCUGCAGGAGAGACAGUCCUCUGAAUCUGUCUAUGACGACUCGAUCAGAAACCCAAUCACCCAGCGGCCUGAAGAAUGAGGGGAUUGUGGGUAUCAUGACAUCACAAGAGGACGAUCAUUUACCUGUAGAGAAAACAGCCGCGUUUGCUCUCUGUCAGCUGGCUCAGUCCGGCGUUUCAAACCUUAGCAAAAACUCAAACCUCAGUUUCUCUGAUUCAAAUGUCUGUCAGGAGCAAGAAAGAAACCUUCUCACCUCAGUCCAAAAUCCAGCGUCUGAUGCGAGUGACCACACUGACCUCACAGAAACAGAUUCCACUGACUCUAAAACACCUCCAGCUGUGAAAUCAGAUGUAGGUGUAGAAGACUCCGCCCCUUGCGCUGAAGCUGCAGAAGUCCCCGCCUCCUCAUUGAAUAAUCCGCAUCAGACACAGACGAAAAAACAGGGAAAACACAACAUGAAGAGAAAACAGAUGAGCAGCCACAGCAAACACAACCUGAGGAAAAGAAUUCGCCGUUAAUAUCAAAUCAAUACAGAAAUGUAAAAUAAAGGCUGUAUAUGAGACUAUUUUAUAACUAAGUUUUAAUGUUUAAGGGAAGCUCAGCUCUCAAUCAAAACGUGAAGCACUGAAUCAUAUUUAUUUAUAUUUUGAACAUUGUAACAUUUUCUUGCAUUGUUAUUCAUUACUCAUUACA
Molecule: messenger RNA, 1964 nt
Organism: Labeo rohita (rohu)
Lineage: Eukaryota; Metazoa; Chordata; Actinopteri; Cypriniformes; Cyprinidae
Product: zinc finger protein 750
Exons: 3
Coding region: 215-1789 (524 amino acids)
Biological process (GO): epidermis development; positive regulation of transcription by RNA polymerase II
Cellular component (GO): nucleus
Molecular function (GO): promoter-specific chromatin binding; RNA polymerase II cis-regulatory region sequence-specific DNA binding; DNA-binding transcription activator activity, RNA polymerase II-specific
Source: RefSeq, a predicted model, not a curated record